This is a messenger RNA of Notechis scutatus (mainland tiger snake), 2851 nucleotides long. The record is from RefSeq and is a predicted model, not a curated record. Lineage: Eukaryota; Metazoa; Chordata; Lepidosauria; Squamata; Elapidae.
CUGCUGCUGCUGCUUCUUCUUCUGGCUCGGGGAGAGGCGGCUCAGCCGAGCCGGGUUUUCUCUCUCUCUCCCUCCUCCUUUCCUUCCUUGGGUGGAUCUAACGGGAGGGCGUGAGGAGCGGGCUUCCUUGCCGGGCUUGAGGACGGGGGAGGCCUGCGGAGGAAGGGGAAGGCGGAGCUGUCGCCCGAGGGCGGGAGCAACCCCCGGCCGCCUCUGGGUUAGGGUGGAGAGCCGCCUUGAGCCUCCCUCUCUCGGUCUCCUUGCGGCGGGGAGCAUCCUUCUCCGGGCAGGGGCAAAGAAGAAGAGCCGCCGCCCUCCUCCUCCUCCUAGGGCUCCUGCUCGCCCUCUCUCUCCCCUUCGCCUCCCCACGCUUGUUUACCCGUCCCAGAGAGCUCGGGCUACGCCUCCGCCCCGGCCGCCUUCCUCGCCGGCGUCGCUCCUGAGCGAACUCUUCCCUUCCCCGCCAUUGAGGGGGGAAAAAAAGCCCCCUCCGGUCUUUGGGUUUCCUCCUUCUCCUUCUCUCCGGCUCCGACUCUCCCCCUUCGAGGAAAAGUUUCCUUCCAAGGCUGCCGCUUGGCUGCGGACCGUGUUUCUUUGUUUUAAAUUGAUGCCAUUUUCCUUGCCUUUUGGCCUGCCCGGCUGUGGCCCUCCUGUGCAAAAGCAGCCCUGCCUUGCCUCCUCCUCCCACCCGUCCGGUGGACUGGGGUCUGUGGCUGCUUCGUGUCUUCGUUUGCCAUGCAAAGCGGGGAGCCCAUGCCGACGGUAGCAGCGGCAGCAGCAACAGCAGCAGCUACGGUGGUUACAGCGAUGAAAGUGUCGGAGAGCGAAGGCAAGCUGGAGACUUUCCUCCCGGCCCAAAACUGCUCCAGCAAAUGCAGCAGCAGCAGCAGCAGCAGCAUCGGCGGCGGUGGGCUGAACAACAGCCGAGGAGGAAGCGGUAGCAAAGUGUGGCAGUACAGUGAUCACAUGGAAAACAUUUCUGGCUAUUUGAUGAAAUAUACAAAUCUUGUAACAGGCUGGCAGUACCGGUAUUUUGUCUUAAACAAUGAAGGUGGCCUCCUAGAGUAUUUUGUGAAUGAACAGUCCAGAAACCAGAAACCUAGAGGUACCUUGCAGCUGGCUGGAGCUGUGAUAUCCCCUAGUGAUGAAGAUUCUCAUACUUUUACAGUGAACGCUGCCAGUGGAGAACAGUAUAAACUGAGAGCUACGGAUGCCAAAGAAAGACAGCAUUGGGUCAGCAGACUUCAGAUAUGCACACAACACCACACUGAAGCAAUUGGAAAGGUAUUGUCUGUCAGAAACACUAACAAUCCUCCUCUGAAAUCUCGCAGCUUCUCUCUCGCCUCUCAAGGAAGUGGCUCUCCUGGUAUGCAGAGAAGACCCAGCCAAAACGCAGCUUCCUUUUUCAGUGUUGGCCAUCACAAGUUGCCAGCUGGGAAGAGAAUUCCCAUUCUGCAGCCAGAUCACUUAAUCGAUGUACGAGAGAAGAUGUCUCAAGCUGAAGGACAGCAGAGAGAUUUGGUAAGAAGUAUUGAAUGCCUUCCUGCCUCCGGUCAUCUUUCCUCCUUAGACCAAGACCUGCUGAUGCUCAAGGCAACCUCAAUGGCAACAAUGAAUUGUUUAAAUGAUUGUUUUCACAUUCUCCAGCUGCAGCAUGCCUCACAACAAAAGGGAUCCUUAUCUACUGGAACAACAAUCAGCUGGUUGGAACCAAAGAUUUCUUUGCCAAAUCAUUUCAAAAAUGGAGCAGAUCAAAAUUUACCUGCGGAUCAAAUGAAGCCAGCAUCAGUCAGAGAGGAAGAUUCCAGUUCUGAAUCUGGUCAGCUAACCAGGGAACCAGAGGAAAUAAAUCCAGAAGAUGAGUUGGAAGACACAUGUGAGAAUAAAGAGGAUGACCUUGGAGCUGUGGAAGAACAGCGUAGUGUUAUCUUGCACCUUCUUUCUCAACUCAAACUUGGCAUGGACUUAACAAGAGUGGUUCUUCCCACUUUUAUUUUAGAGAAGCGCUCUUUGUUGGAAAUGUAUGCCGAUUUCAUGUCCCAUCCAGAUCUGUUCAUUUCCAUUUCCAAUGCCACAAGUCCCGAGGAGAGGAUGAUCCGUUUUGUUGAGUAUUAUCUCACUUCCUUUCAUGAAGGACGCAAAGGGGCAAUUGCCAAAAAACCAUACAAUCCAAUCAUCGGGGAAACAUUUCACUGUUCGUGGAAGAUGGGGAAGAGCGAUGUACUGAAUGGCACUAACAGUAACCCUUCCUCUCAUUCUGCCUCUGAGCAAGUGCCUGUUUCAGAAGAGAGCCAGGCUCAAGAAGAGUCAGACUCUUACGCCGUCCGAUUUGUCGCAGAACAAGUGUCUCAUCAUCCUCCAGUCUCAGGGUUCUAUGCUGAAUGCGUGGAGAGAAAGAUGUGCGUUAACGCCCAUGUUUGGACAAAAAGCAAAUUCCUGGGCAUGUCAAUAGGAGUAACCAUGGUUGGUGAAGGUACUUUAAGUCUUCUGGAACUUGGAGAGGAUUACACAUUCUCCUUGCCUUGUGCAUAUGCUCGGUCAAUUUUGACAGUCCCCUGGGUAGAACUGGGAGGGAAAGUCAGUGUUAAUUGUGCAAAAACUGGAUAUUCUGCAAGUAUUACAUUUCAUACCAAGCCUUUCUAUGGUGGCAAACUUCACCGGGUCACGGGUGAGGUGAAGCAGAAUGCUACUAACACAGUGGUUUGUAAAGUACAAGGUGAAUGGAAUAGUAUCCUUGAGUUCACUUACAGUAACGGAGAAACUAAAUGUAUGGAUUUGUCAAAGUUGUCUGUGACACGGAAAAGGGUGCGGCCCAUAGAAAAGCAAGGGCCAUUCGAAUCCAGGUGAGAGA